GACUCACCCUUGUCCUUGUCGACUCUCAUGACGACGACGACUUCAUUGCGCCCGACGCGGAUGAGCUUUUGGAUCGAUCUGAUGCGUCGCCGGGAGAGCUCAGAGAGCAAGAUCAUGCCCUCGAUGUUGUCAUAUUCGAGCUAGGUUUCCGCGCCCCCUCGAUCAGACAGGCCACGCGCUCGCCAGAGGGAGCAGACCGACCAGCUUGACGUAGGCACCCAUUUCUUGGAUCUGCUUGACCUGUACCAUCACCAGCUCGUCCACUUCGGGGAACCUGGGCGUGGUCCAUGUCAGCUGUACCACCCGACAGUCGACUGUGCUCACUUUGACGCAUAGAACCGCAUCUUGACCGACUGCCUGUCCUGUGGUGAGCCUCAAAUUUUUUGGCGUCGACGCGCGACGAGCCAAGGCCCAAAGAGGCGGCAAUGCCGUCGCUCCUCGCGAGAUCUCUGCCUGACAAGCUCCCUCAAGUCACGUUCAGGAUCAUCAGAGGGGAUGACCACGAUGCCAAUCUCGCUCUGGGCGUCGAUCCGGCCAAGUAUGAGCUCGGACUCGGCGACAAGCUCGCGAGCUCGUUCGGCUACAAUCUCGAUGACCAAGACUGGUCUUUCCCAGCAUCAGGAGGCUACAUCAAGUGGUUUCCUCCAAUGGAGUCAGAAAUCGCAAAGCAAGUCGAAUAUGACAUGGACGAGCAAGACGAGCAAUGGCUCGAGCAACUCAACAAGGAGCGCCGCAAAUCUGGCGACGAUCCGGUGUCAUGCGAGUACUUUGAGGUCGUCAUGGAUCGUCUCGAGAAAGAAUGGUUCGAUCUCACCAAGCGGAUCCCCAAGCCAGCUGCAGUCGCGCUUGCAGAAGACUCGAGGUGCGCCAUCUGUGACGACGGCGAAUGUGAGAAUUCCAACGCCAUCGUCUUUUGUGACGGCUGCAAUCUGGCUGUCCACCAAGAUUGUUACGGCGUACCGUACAUUCCGGAGGGCCAGUGGCUUUGCCGAAAGUGCACUGUCUCGCCUGACAAGCCGGUCUCUUGUGUACUAUGCCCUGCCGAAGGAGGCGCCUUCAAGCAGACGACGGCAAACCAGUGGGCUCAUCUGCUCUGCGCCAUCUGGAUACCAGAGACCGGCAUCAGCAACGUCGUCUACAUGGAGCCCGUCGAUGGCGUGAAUCACAUUCCCAAGAGCCGCUGGAAGUUGCAAUGCUAUCUCUGCAAGAGGCGCGUUGGUGCUUGCAUCCAAUGCGCCAACAGAAGCUGCUAUACUGCCUUUCACGUCACUUGCGCCAGAGAGUACAAUCUCUACCUCAAGCUACGCCCGGUAAGUGCCCAGGCUGACGACGACAGCAAGAACGAAGCAUACUGUCAUCGCCAUCAUCAGGUCGGGUCAGCAUCAGAGAUCGAUGAAGAGUCACAAGAUUCCUUUGUCGCCUCGGCCUCACGUGGCAGCAAACUUGUGCCACCCUCCCUCAAGCGCAAACGUGACGAGUCCCCUGUAUUGCAGCGUCGUAAAGCCAAUCCUGCAGCUGCAAAGAUCUCUCGCGCUUACAAAAAGUCUUACUCCCAAGGCCCGCCGCUCGUCCCCAAUUACAUCCACGGCAGAGUCGCUGCUUACACCGAACGCAUCAAGCUUCGUAACAAGAGGCAGACAAUGUCACUCGUCUGUAAAUAUUGGUCACUCAAGCGAGAAGCUCGUCGGGGUGCACCUCUGCUGAAGCGACUUCAUCUCGAGCCUUGGACCGCCAGCACCGACGACCCGCAGCAAACAGACCACGAAAAGGCGCAGAAGCUAGAGCUCAUCCUGGCGCUCAGGAAUGAUCUAGAGAGAGUCAGAAUGCUGGCAGAGCUCGUGAGGAAGCGUGAACGAGAGAAGCUGCGCCGGGUGCAAGCAUUCCAGGAGGCUAUAGACAAUCUGCUGUUCUCGCGCGACGCCCGCAUGCGUGCUCUGCUGGCCAGUAUCCGGGAGCAAGACCCGCAGGGCAUCUUCAAUGAGCCCGUCUUGCAACAGGAAGUGCCCGACUACUACGAUAUCAUCAAAGAGCCUCGAGAUUGGUCGAGCAUCGCCAACAAGCUUGACUCGCACCUCUACGACUCCGCUGCUCAGCUCAAAGCAGACAUUGAGCUGGUCUUCGCCAAUGCCAAAGCCUACAAUAAGCCAGACAGUCGCUAUCACAAACUCACGCUCAAGAUGGAAAAGGCGUGUGAAGGCAUGCUGCUCGAGUUAGGACAGCUGGAUCGAGACCCUUGCUUCGAAGCGCAAACAACGGUGGUCGACCAAGCAGCGAUAGACCAACUUACGCACCUGGAUCCAGAGCCAGUCAAGGUCAGCCUGCCUGCUGCCACUACUAGCGCGCAAGCUGGCGAGCGAUCAUCGAAGAAAAAGAAGGACUUCAGUGCACUCACACCAGGCGUCCGAUCGAGUGCGCGCGGUAAUGACGCAGGAAAGUCUGCAGAAGACGUAGACAAUGCUGAGGAGCGCUUACGACUCAAACGGGAGCGUCAGCAAGAGGCGCGUAGGCUUGCCAGAGAAGCAAAAAUGCGCUCGCGAGAGCGGAGCGAGGCACGACGUGCUUCGCAAGGCAUUGUGCUCGACGGCGGGGUAUCGGAGCGUAUUAUGUUUGGCUUGUUCGAAUCUGGCUGGAUACUGCCAGAGGGUGCCAGUCGAAGAGCAAGGACACAGCCGGCACCUAUCAGCACUGGCGACGGCGCUGCCUCUCGCGUUGCGCAGGCCGAUGCAUCGUCUAGUGAGCUAUCGUCUGUCUCAUCUCUCUCGCCGCUCCCGUCAGAGGAUGGACAAGAUUCGAUUGCGCGCUCAAAGCUGAACGUUGACGCUAUCGACCUGUCGUCCGAGCUAAGCAGUCCCCGCGAUGUCAGCAGUCCAAUCAAGUCUGUAGCUUUAGCUGCCGAUACUACGAGAGCCACACCGAAAGCGCGACAGAGUCUAGGUCAAGCUACUCCGACCAGGCCGCACCUCGCCACUUCUCACCUUGGGCUGCACAGCGCGCGAGCGAGCCUGGGAUCAAGCACUACCUUUGCUUCGCUCUUGAAGCGUGUCACAUUAACGCCAUCUCAGUGCGUGCCUGGUCUGAUCGUAUGGGCGAGCAUACCACGCUCUGGCUGGCCGGCAUACCCUGCCAUCAUCGUCGAUCCGACAUCUGUUAUCGAGCAGGUGCCCAAGUCAGUCAUCGCCUCACGUCCGGAUGGUCCAAGUGACCCGGACAACCCGUUGAUCCUCGUGCAGUAUUUUGAUGCGAGUCGCAAUUGGGCGUGGUGCAGAGGUAACGACUGCCAGCGGCUUGGCGCGUCGCUCGAGUUUGACGAAACGAUUCAAUCGUCGAAGCACCUCAAAAAGCAGAGCCAUCGCAGACAGGCCAUCAAGAAAGCUUAUAGCCUCGCUCGCGAACUGCUGCCGUGAUGCAAUGCAUU
Molecule: messenger RNA, 3415 nt
Organism: Mixia osmundae IAM 14324
Lineage: Eukaryota; Fungi; Basidiomycota; Mixiomycetes; Mixiales; Mixiaceae
Exons: 8
Coding region: 426-3404 (992 amino acids)
Biological process (GO): regulation of transcription by RNA polymerase II
Cellular component (GO): MOZ/MORF histone acetyltransferase complex
Molecular function (GO): protein binding
Source: RefSeq, a predicted model, not a curated record